Molecule: messenger RNA, 3216 nt
Organism: Mercenaria mercenaria
Lineage: Eukaryota; Metazoa; Mollusca; Bivalvia; Venerida; Veneridae
Product: heterogeneous nuclear ribonucleoprotein K-like
Exons: 18
Coding region: 173-1714 (513 amino acids)
Biological process (GO): regulation of transcription by RNA polymerase II; regulation of mRNA splicing, via spliceosome
Cellular component (GO): nucleus; cytoplasm
Molecular function (GO): mRNA binding
Source: RefSeq, a predicted model, not a curated record
UUUCCAUGAGUUGUCUUUCCUUUCCAUCACCCACGCCGAAGAGGAAGCCAUUUUAUCACAGUUUUUGAAAGCAAAAAUACACUUAUAAACAGGGCCAUUUAGUGAAACUGAUUGAGAAAAUAAAAAUUUGACUGAAUUUCCAGAAGUAAGAAGGAAAAAAACCACAGAAAACAUGUCUGACUACGGACAGAAGCGAGAACUUGAGGGUGAUGAAGAGUACCAGGGCAGGAAGCGUCAACGGGGCGAGGGAAACAGAGUAGAUCUGCGUGUACUCUUGCAGAGCAAAAAUGCAGGAGCCAUUAUUGGGAAGGGCGGUACCAACAUCAAACGUUUGAGAUCAGACUACAAAGCAAGCGUAACAGUUCCCGAUAGCGACGGCCCAGAACGAAUUUUAACCAUCAGCGCUGAACUUGGAACAGCUCUUGACUGUUUGCUAGAUGUCAUCCCAACUCUGGAAGAGUAUCAGAACAUGAAGGGAAAUGACUACAACUGUGAGAUCCGUAUGUUGGUUCAUCAGAGUCAAGCUGGCUGUGUCAUCGGUAGAGCUGGCUUCAAAAUCAAAGAACUCAGAGAGAAAACUGGAACAAACAUCAAGGUGUACUCACAGUGUUGUCCAGGAUCAACAGAACGUGUGGUUGCCAUAGCAGGAAGACCAGACGAUGUUGUUAACUGUAUUGACACUAUCUAUGAACUGCUUGAAACUGCUCCACCUAAAGGACCAAACCAGUACUAUGAUCCGAACAACUUUGAUGAGUACUUCUGCCAGGAGUACGGAGGUUACACUCUGGGUGAGGGUCUACGAGGAAAGGGAGGUCGAGGCGGCCGCGGAGGCGGUAUGGGAGGUGGUGGCGGUGGAUUCGGAGGCAGAGGAGGUGGUGGUGGUAUGGGAGGCCGAGGAGGGCGUGGAGGUGGUGGUGGUCGUGAUAUGGGUGGACGUCAAGGUGGUGGAUUUGGAGGAGGCCGUGGUGGUGGUGGUGGAAACUUUGGUGGACGAGGCGGUGGAAUGGGCGGAGGUGGUGGAAUGGGUGGCGGUGGUGGUAUGGGUGGCGGCGGUGGCAUGGGUGGAGGUCGUGGAAGAUCAAGAGGUGGUAAUUUUGGUGGACGCCAACAAGGCAAUGACUCAAACAUGUCCCAAACUUUGGACUUUGGGGGAUCAUCAGACAUGAAACCAAGUAUGGGCGGUGGCCGCGGAGGAAUGGGUGGCGGAAACUUUGGUGGUGGUCGUGGAGGUGGAGGUAUGGGCCGUGGAGGCAUGGGCGGAGGAAUGGGAGGUGGCAUGGGUGGAGGAAUGGGCGGCGGCAUGGGUGGAGGAAUGGGUGGUGGCAGUGGCAUGGGAAUGGGUGGUGGAAAUAUGAACCAAGGAGGUUUUGGAGGGAACCAAGGUGGCGGAUUUGGUGAUAACAUGGGAUUCAUGGAUGAUAAUAUGGGCGGAAUGGGAAAUCAGGGCAUGAUGUUUGGUAACGAACCCACCACCAGUACUCAAGUCACAAUACCAAAGGAUAUGGCAGGAGCUAUCAUUGGGAAAGGAGGCUCCCGGAUCAUGGAGAUCCGCCACCAAUCUGAGGCCCAGAUUGUUAUAGACGAGGCUCUGCCAGGAUCUAAUGACAGAAUUAUCACCAUCACCGGUACUGAGGAACAAAUACAGAAUGCACAAUAUCUUCUACAGAUGAGUGCUCGGGAGCUUCAAGCUGGGGCCAGGGCCAAAAACCAUUAGUUUGGGGGUGUAAAGAAAAUAGCAGCAAACAAGUUUUAGAAGGAGAAAUGGACAGAUUAUGGUCUGACCAGGGAUUUAUACUCUGCCUACCUGGGAACACUUGCCUUGGAUAAAUAACUGAAACAGUGCAUCCAGAAGUGUUACGUCAUGCCAUCAUAGUUCUCAUUUUAUCUCAUUGUAAAUGUUUCAUCAACAAACCCUCCCCACUUACUUCUCAUAGAGACACUUGUACAUAAAUCAUGAUUUGUGGAAAUUAACUUAGCAUAGUUUUUUACGUUAUAAAUGUCUGGUUUUUAACAAGCUCUGUACAGACCAUGUAACACGGGUUUAUGCUGAUUAAUUAAAGGUCAUAGUUAUUAUCAUUGAUACUAAAAAAGAGGAUUUGUGUUUAAAUACAGCUGAAAAAAGACUGGAUAUUCAGCUUAAUCAUGGUAUCAUAAUUACUAUAACAAAUUUGUUGCAUAAACAUUUUGUGUGUUUUAAACAUACUUUUUUUAUUUAAUUAAACAGUGUCCUUGAGACCAGUGACUGGUUUUCCUGUUUGACUAAUUCAUGAUAACUUGUGGAAAAAUCUUACUAAUGUUGUCUCCAAAAUAUUAUACUGCAUUAGGACACCUCUCCCCACCCAUCCUGUGAAAGCCAGACUUCAUUGGCAUUUAAAUUCAUACAAAAAUCUCUGUAUGUAAGUUGCAUAUUUGAACAGUUGAAUACAGUCUCAAGUCAAUUGGAAACAUAUACAUAGUUCAUUUUGACAUUGUACUCUUACAGAACAUGUUAAAUAUUUUUGUUCAAACCCCCACAAACAUGUCAUUUCAGUGAUGAAAGGUUUCAGGUUAGAACAUAAGUGUGAAGGCAGAUUUCAUUUUUGCCAGUAGGGUAUUUAUAAUAUACAAUUGCAGGAGAAAGUUGUGAAUUGUACAAUUGGUAACUGUGGAUACAGGUAUAACUGUGAACUGUUUUUUACGAAGAGAACGCCAAAAUAUCAGUAGUUAUCAUAUUUUGUGUUAGAUUCAUUAGACACUUUGACCAGACAACCAUGAUUAAUUUGAUACUACCUGUGAAAUUGACGUAUACAGUCUAGCAAAAGCUUAUAUUACAUAUAUUGAUUGUUAAUUAUUUUUCCAAUGAUGGGGCUUCUCUUGAAAAAAAUAUCUCGAGAAGAAUUCAUUUAAUGACUACAUUGCUUGCUUUAAGAAGAUUUUAAAAAGUAGCUAAUAUUGAGUGAGGAAAACCACUUUGUUAAUAUAUGGUAUUGAAAUUAAAAUGAAACAUUAAUUUUGAGGUACUCCUUACGUUCUCGUAACAAAAAAGAUAUCAUCUUUAUGGGGAGUUGGUGUCCAGAGGAUUAAGUAGGAAAAUAUGUUGUACUAUGUUUUUAUUGUUGUACAUCAGUAUAUUUUGAAUUCAGGAUUUGGUAUGAACAAAAUAGAGAAAAAAAUAAUGACUAUUCUCUUCUGUUGUAAAUUUUUCUUACUGAAUAAAAUUGUGGAAUAUGAAAUAAA